This is a messenger RNA of Botrytis fragariae, 1278 nucleotides long. RefSeq lists its product as uncharacterized. The transcript is spliced from 3 exons. Bases 1 to 1278 code for a protein of 425 amino acids. NCBI's taxonomy places the organism in Eukaryota, Fungi, Ascomycota, Leotiomycetes, Helotiales, Sclerotiniaceae. The record is from RefSeq and is a predicted model, not a curated record.
AUGCGUUAUCUAAGCCCUGAAUUCCUAAGAACAUGCAAACAUAUUUAUUUCGAAGCUUCAGAGGUUCUGUACGGUUGCAAUACCUUCUUCUUUGUUGGCGUUAGCCAGUAUGAUGUUGAUCAUUUCCAGGACAUCUUUCGGCGAUGUCCAAUUGCAAGAUAUCACACAACCACCAAAAAAUUGAAAACUCAAAAGGUGUGGUCUAAAUACAUUUUGACAAUGCAAAAGGUCAGGAGAUGGAAAACAAUAAUUCGUACCUAUACCUGGGGAAGGUGGAAUCUUUCUCCUUUUUGCAGAGAGAUCUGUAAUGCUCCGCUCCCGCCAACUUCUUUGGAAAUAAUUGUCGUGUCAGAAGAGGGGACAGGGGCAAUACUUGUUCCAAUAUACUCAAUAAAAGCUUUGAAAAGAUUGAGAUUAGCUGUAGAGCUUGUCCAAGCACUACGAAAUAUGAGAAACAUUGGGGAAUUACGAUUUGCGAAUGCAAAGCCUACUGAUUGUCCAAGGUUCUACAACCAUUUUGAAGAAAAUAUAACAUACCGCGAGGUAGAUUAUGUUACGAAAGACUCUCUGUACCAUCCGAUUCCUUUACUUUUACAAGCCGAAUUGCAGGCUCUAGUAACUGGAAACUCCACAGUUGAACAUAUGAACGCUUUAAUUUUUACAGAAAAGAGAUGGGCAGAAACAGGGCCCAUCAUGAAGUUCCACUAUAUGAACUUACUCGGCGCGUUAAAUUUGAGCCAAAAAACCAUCGGGUCGUGGAUAAGCCCGAUGGAAAUUUGUUUGAACCCAUAUUGGCCUCAUAAUUAUGAUGAAUUUCAAGAUCAUCUCCGGCAUCCCGUUGAGGUCGGACUGGAUAAAUGGAACACGGCAGUGGAUGAUAGCGAUGCCGUCACUUUCAAGUCAGAAUAUCGCAUUAUCUUACAAUAUCUAGAGCGGCAGUACUGGCGAAUCUUACAGGUGUCGAGGGAUAUACACCUUUUCAUCAGAAAACACAAACGUAACUAUGACUUAUUCGACGUUAAUAGAGAGAGAACCUUGGAGCGACUUGAUCUCGCAAGAAUAUCGCGACAGUACAAUGGAAGAGCAAAUGGCUGUGUGCUGCUUGAAGCAUACGCUGAUACAUUCAAGCGCGAGCAGACUUUCGCCGCAAUAGCAACGAUCGCGAGAAUGCGAGCAGAAUUUGAUGGGUAUUAUAACUCCAUGCCAAGAGAAAUAGCCAUCCAGGAGGCAAUACAGCUCAUUCAAAACUUCCAAGAUGGUUGUAACUACAAUGCCUAG